GAACGGUCCAACCGGCAAUCGUUUUCAUUCACCUCGUAUUUAAGACAUGCUCUCACACCCGACCCACGACUUUAAUACUACCUUCGACUUCUGAAGAGCAAGGUCAUUCAGUUUAUCUCCCAAACUUACACGCAACGAUCAUCAACCCUACUCACAGAAAUAUCCGAAUGAUGCUGCUCCGGUCAGUACCAAUAGUACUGAUCCUCUUCCAUGUAGUUUGUGGUACAAACUACGGAGGAGGUUACGGCUGGCAUGAUAAGAUACCAAGCAAGAUUAUCGUUAAACAUAUACCGAAGCACGUGCCAAUCUACAAGCCUUAUCCUUUCCCUAAACCAGUACCAGUGCCAAAACCAGUCGGGUUCCUGAAACCUUUGGCCAUUGCAAAGCCAUUCAGCGUACCUCAUGUAGUUCCGGUCAUUAAACAUUUCCAGAAGCCUUUCCCAGUUUUAAAAGGAGUGCCUUUCCAUUUCCCGAUUCCUUUGCCGAAAUUGUCGCUUAAACCAAUCCAAAUAAAGAUACCCAAGCCUUACGUAGUUCGGGUUCCAAAGCCUUAUGCUGUAGCUAAGAAAUUCCCAGUUGCUGUGCCAGUUCACAUACCCAAACCUUACAUUGUGCCUGUCUACAAACCUGUACCAGUUGGAGUGCCCCAGAAAAUACCCAAAAUCGUCCCCAUCUACAAAGAAGUGCCUGAGUAUGUGAAGAAACCUGUGCCAGUCUACGUCGAGGAACAACCCUAUAAACCUAACAACUACAAAGGCACUCCUUACAUACCAAGUGGAGGUUCUUACAAAGGCUCUCCAUUCCCAGAAGGAAUUAGUGGUGGUCACAAAGGGAGCCCAUUUCCACAAGGAAUAGGAAGUGGUUAUAAAGGAUCACCCUUUCCUACAGGAUUUGGAGGAGGAAACAAAGGUACACCAUACAUACCAUCUGGCAAAGGGGGAAAUGGUUAUCAUGCAAAGGGAACAAAUACACAUACGCAUGCUACAAGUGCAGCAAGCUUUUUGGCAGCACAUGCUGACAAAUUACAGUCACAGCAUUCUGCUUACCAUGAUAUUAUUGGAGCUUAUAGCCAAAACCAAGCUUUUCCAGGAAUUCAGAGCUUAGGAGGUGGAAUUCAUGGCGGGUAUCACACUCUACAAGGCUUCCACAACUUUGGAGGAAACAACUUCGGCUUCCAUGGUACAUAUACUGAAGACACGAAGCAGAACAGCAAUUAUGAACUUGAAGAUGGUCAUGGGUUAGAAGGUUAUGGUAAUUUAGGACUUUAUGCUAGAGGGGCUGAUGCAGGCAAAACUAAAGAUGUUGAAACUCACGAAUCAGCAGCAGAAAAUGAAGCUGGAGCAGGAGAAGGGUCAUAUGAUAAUAAUAAUCAUGCUGAUGAAGCAAAAGAAACUGGUGGAAACGCUGGAGGUCAGGGUAAUCAGGGAUAUAUAGGUGUAUCUAUCACAACUUUUAAUGAUCAAGGGGGAAGAGGAGGUGGAUAUCAGGGCGAUUCUGCUGUUGGAGGAUAUGGUAAUCAAGGGGGAUAUGAGAACCAAGGCGAAAACGAAGAACAAGGAAAGCAAGGUUAUAACAUUGGUAACAAUCAAGAACAAUAUAACAAUGGAGGGCAAGGAGAAAAUGGAUAUGCUCAUCCAGCUCUAACUUUAUACCAAUUGCAUAAUGGAGCAGCAGCUACAGCCCUCAAUUAUCCAAACGCUGCAGCAAAUUACUACAACACCGGUUAUCAGUCUCAUCAAGAACAGGGUAAUCAAGGAGACGCCGAUCAAGAAUAUGGUUAUAACCAAAAUUAUCAGCAAAAUGAGGGAUCUGAAGGAUAUGCUCAACAGCAAUCGUCAUAUGGAUAUCAGGGUCAUGCUAGUUAUCAAUCCGCGUCACAGCAGAACAACCAACAAUAUUCACCACAACAAGAUGAUGGAAAUACCGGCAAUUAUGGCAAUCAAGAAGGCUCAUAUCAAAACGAAGGAGGUUAUCCGCAAAAUCAAGCUGCUUAUAGCAAUCAGGGGCAUUCUCAAGUUUACCAUAAUCAAGCAUCCUAUCAGGUGAAUCAUGCUCCAGACUUUGGGAAGGAAGAAGGGUAUGGCCAACAGAAUUUGGCAGCAGGAUUGCAAAAUUAUGGUUUGAAGGCUGCAUAUCAAAUUCAGUCAGGAGCUGAAGACAAUAACCACCUACAAGGAGCAGCAGGAACUGUUUAUGUAAGAGCAUAUGACAGUCAAGGAGGAAAUCAAGCUGCAUACAAAGUUCAACCAGCCGAUAACUAUCAAGCCGAAGACACGCAAGAGAAACGUUCUUAUACAGCAUAUACUCCUCAAAAAGAUGCAGGUACAGAGCAAGAAAAGAAUGAAACAAAUGAAAAGCAGCCCCUAGUUGCUGCAGGACGAUCCAUCGAUAGCAUCAGCAGCAGUGAUACAAUUGUUGGAAGUGCCAAUGGCUACAGUUCACCUGAAGGUGGAGAGACAAAAGGAGGAUCUUGGAGAGCAGUGCAAUAAACAGAUCAUUCAGCACAGCGUAUAUGUAUAUAAAAAUUUAGUCAAAUAUAUAUGUAUUAAGCUGACUUAUUUAUUUCAGCCGUGUUUUGUAAGAAACCCACUUUGAAAUACUUUAGUUUUUCAAAGACAGCAGUUGUAGAAUUUAGCGCUGCUUUACAUCUGUGCCAAGGGGAACUGAGAAAAGUGUUCUUAAGUAAAAUAAUAAUCCAAAGUGAGUUGUGGUGAAUUAAAAGAGAUCCGAAUUUCCUUAGCGCCUGGUGCGAAAGGAUAUCGAAAAUUAAUUCCAUAUUGCCAGGGUGUUUUUUCAGAGAAUUCUUAGUUAUGCUAUUAGUUGGAGAUAAUGGAGUUGAUGUGAAAAAGAAAACUCUAACAAUCAAGAAAUACUUUCUAUUUUAGUUUAUAAAUUAAAAAGAAAAAAACUAAUCAAUGUUUUUUUUUAUUCCAAAAAUAGUAAAAUGAUUUUUGAUUAAACUAGAAACAAUUCAGUCUAAAUGUUUCCAGAAUCACAUUAUAUAUUUUUCCUUUUCAAAUCUAUUAAAGAAUAUUCAUUGAUAAAUCUUAUUAAUGAAUAUUCUGAUUAUGUAGAAUAUAUAGUAAAUGUCAGUGAGUUUCAAUAUAGAUUCUAUUUUAUUUAGAAAUUAAUUAAUAAAUAUGUUUAUCUCCCGCUUUUAGCAUAAAAAUGUGUUUCAUAUACAUAUAUAAUCUACUGUUUUUUGUGUUUUACAACUAAAUGUUGUACAU
Messenger RNA from Argiope bruennichi, 3230 nucleotides. RefSeq lists its product as uncharacterized. NCBI's taxonomy places the organism in Eukaryota, Metazoa, Arthropoda, Arachnida, Araneae, Araneidae. The coding region runs from base 168 to 2489 and encodes 773 amino acids. The record is from RefSeq and is a predicted model, not a curated record. The transcript is spliced from 3 exons.